This is a messenger RNA of Mercenaria mercenaria, 2350 nucleotides long. RefSeq names its product E3 ubiquitin-protein ligase TRIM33-like. The transcript has 2 exons. NCBI's taxonomy places the organism in Eukaryota, Metazoa, Mollusca, Bivalvia, Venerida, Veneridae. Bases 662 to 1642 code for a protein of 326 amino acids. The record is from RefSeq and is a predicted model, not a curated record.
AUUUAUCAUAUACGAUAAGUUGCUUCUUAAGUGUAAUUUAAUUAACCUAUGAAAAUAGAAAAAGUGGAAACUCCACAGGUCGCUCAACACGACAAAAACGAAACUGUUGCAGGCUCGGUUUGGUUGAGCCUGUUCAUUGACGGCAGUGGAAAUGCAUGCUACCGUACACACCCUCUAGCCCCGGAUUGAGCAGGACUCAACAUGUACAAAUGAAGUGAUACUUUAAACUGUAUUAACCUGUAUCUCGAAUAUAGAGGGAUUAUUUAUUUAUUAGGUGCAUCCACGGCCGAGUGGUUAAUGUCGCAUACUUGUAAUAACAUGCCACUCAUCAAUGUGGGCUGCCAACUCUUCUUGGAAUAUAUAAUUCUCCAUGUGAGGAAGACGUCAAGUAGGCUUAUGGAAGGCCGGCAAUUCUACCCAGGGCACGCUCAUAUCUUAAAAAAUGCCCGGAGUGUCACCUUAGGAACUGCACAGACGUCCAGCUUGUGUCGGAUGUUGUCGAAACUAUGUUUAAGAAGACGGGCGUUGAUGAAAUUCAACUGAAAUUACAAGAGAAGAAUAUAGCAAUGGAGAAGAUUAAAACAUCCAGAAAAACACUUCUCGAUGAGUUCGAUAAAUCAAAAACGGAUGCAGUCAAUAAAUAAAGGCAUUUAGAGCAGAAAUGGAAACGAUGCUUCGAAACAUGGAAAAGGAAUCGAUAAAAGAAGUAGAAAAGGAAUACCAAAUAAAGAAUGCAAUGCUGCUGGAGGAGAUAAAGAUAUCCGAAAACCAGAUUACAGGCCUCGAGCGAGCUGCGGACAACAUUAAACAAUCAGACGGAAAUGUAGCUCAACAGUUUGUUUCCAUAAAAACAGCUCAAAGGGAAAUUGUCCAGACUGACGAUAUUAUGAACUCCUUCAAUGCACACAUACAUGCAAAGGUAUCAUUUGCUACUGACCAAAGUGUUUUGGAGUUUCUACAACAAUUGAAGACGUUUGGGUCGGUCCUAUGCGAUACAGCCUACCUAGUCAAGGGAACUAGAGAAAUGAAUACUAGAGUACAGAGUGACACAUCAACCUGUACUGUAUACGGGUCAUGCUUAACACAAGGAGGCAAGCUACUACUACCUGACCUUAACAAUAAAAAGUUGAAAUGUUUCGACAUUGGCAAACUUUUGGUAGAUGACUACUGUGACCUUCACUUUGGUCCACAUGGUGUGUGUUGUAUUGAUAACCAGAAGGCAGUUGUUACAUUGAAUAACAGAACCAUCCAGUUUGUCUCCCUUGGCAAUCAGAUGAAACUAAGACAUGACAUAAAGCUGAACCAUCCCUGUUUCGGUAUUGCUUAUAAGGAUAACACACUUCUGAUAACUGACAACAGCACGUCACUUUACAUACACGACAUGGCUGGAACGCUGUUGCAGACGAUAUCCAAAGACAGUUCCGGAAAUAAUCUGUUCACCCAUUGUCGCCAGAUUGCUUUCAGUGAUUCUGGAGAUAAAAUUUAUGUGGGUGAUUACCAAAACAAAAUUGUCACUCUAGAUAGACAGGGAAAACACUGCAGCAGCUUCUUUGAUUCUGAUUUUGUCAAUGGUAUCGGCGUCUGCACAGAUAGAAAAGGGAAUGUGUUUGUGCUAAUGAAUAAAAAAAUGUUAUGCAAAUAAGGCAAAAUGGACAAAAAGUUGGCAUCGUAGUAAAACCGUCAGAUGGAUUGAUACAACCAUGGUCCAUUACUUUUAGUCCAGAGAUGAAUACUUUAUUUGUUACCGAAAAUAACAAUGACAACGUUAAAGUCUUUGAAUUACAGUAGUGCCAAUACCGUAAAAUUAAUUGACUUGCCGUAACAGAAUCUGAAAUAUGAUGGACAUUUAUUUCUCCUUCUAGGAGUGAGAUAAGAUCAUAUUUCAAGAGGAAAAAAAACACAAAAGUGACAUAUUUUGUUAAAAAAUUGAUAACGUCUGUCAACAAAAACACCCUUAACAAUGUGACAAUACGAUACUAUUUUUAUCAAGUAUACAUGGAUAUUAUUGUACAGGAGGUUGCUGUACAAUACAGUGGAAAGAUAAUAAGGCCUUUCAGUUUUCGGCCAGCAAAACUCGAUUGUGCAGUUCAAGAUUAAAAGUCUGACAUCACUGUUUUAAAAAAAGGAAGGUAUAAGAUAAAGCUGUAGGAUAUAUGAAUGCAAUAAACAUUGUGUAACUACAAUUAUACGUAAUGAAUAUAACAUUUGCUUACAUUAAUCUUACCUUAAUCAUUACACUUCAUGUUUAUAUGUAAACUGCAUUAUUUGCAUAUGAUUUUCAAGGACGGGCCACUAUAAAACUUCUAAGGCCCACCGCGAUCAGUCUUUUUUUAUAAACAAUAACUGUACA